AUUGUCACUUGAUAAUGAUGCUGCCUCGGUGCUGAUUCAGGGUGUGACUGCUGGAGGCAGAGUGAGAGACACACCUCAGAAUUGCUGACGAACAAGUGACAGGCCAGACUGAACAGCUUGAUGGUGGUGAUAAGCUAAACGAAACAGAACCAAACCAAGACCGAGAUGGAAUUACGACUGGGAUGUAGGAUCACCUUGAACUUGGUCAUCCUGGCUUUGACUCUUUCCGGCGAGAGAGUGGAAGCUCAGAGGGCAGGAUGUAAAAAUGUCCACUAUGACUUGGCGUUUAUCCUGGAUACAUCUUCCAGCGUUGGAAAGGAGAACUUUGAGAAAAUCAGGCAAUGGGUGGCCAACAUUGUCGAGUCUUUCGAUGUGGCACCAGACAAGACAAGAAUAGCCGUGGUUCGCUACAGUGACAGACCCACCACCGAGUUCACCCUGGGUAAACACAGCACCCUGGAGGAUGUGAAACGAGCUGCCCACAACAUACGCUACCUGGGGGGAAAUACAAUGACCGGGGACGCUAUCGGCUACACCACCACCAACAUCUUCACGGAGCGAAACGGAGCCAGGCCGACAGCCAGAGGCAUUCAGAGGGUGGCCAUCCUUCUCACAGAUGGCCGAAGCCAGGAUUAUGUUCUGGAGCCCUCUAAGGCGGCUGCCAAAGCUGGCAUCAGGAUGUUUGCUGUGGGCAUCGGGGAGGCGCUGAAGGUGGAGCUUGAAGAGAUCGCGGCCGAGCCAAAGAAUGCCCACGUCUUCCAUGUGACAGACUUCAAUGCCAUUGACAAGAUCAGAGGCAGGCUGAGGAGGAGGCUCUGCGAGAAUGUCUUGUGUCCGAACAUGAAGGUUCAACCUGAUCGGUUUAAGCCCAACAGCACCAGUUAUGGUCUUGAAGAGGUUCCAGGGUUCAACCUCAUGGAGCACUUCAACGUGAGAGAUAUUCUGGGAACCAAAGAGGACGAAGGCCAAAGUUCUUACGUUCGCCUUGGCACCAUGCCCAUUGUACAGCAAACAGAGGAUAUGUUUCCUCAAGGGUUGCCAGAUGAAUAUGCCUUUGUGACGACAUUCAAAUUCAGGAAAACCUCAAGACGUGAAGAUUGGUACCUCUGGCAGGUUUUUGACAAAUAUGGAAUCCCACAGGUGUCCAUCCGCCUGGACGGUGAGAAUAAGGGGGUGGAGUACAAUGCUGUCGGCCUGACAAAAGACGCCGUCAGAGCUGUGUUCAAGAACCCUGAAGUUGACAACCUGUUUGACCGCAACUGGCACAAGAUUGCUCUCAGCGUGGAGGCCAAGUCUGUGUCUCUGUACCUGGACUGCAAACACAUCCAGACUCUGCCCAUUGAAGAGAGGGAGGACAUUGAUAUCCAGGGGAAGACAGUGAUUGGGAAGAGGCUGUAUGACAGUGUGCCAAUUGAUUUUGACCUCCAGAGGAUGAUGAUUUACUGUGAUUCCAAGCAUGCAGAGCUGGAAACCUGCUGUGAUAUACCCAAUGGACCUUGCCCCAAGAAAGUUGUUACGGAGGCCCCCCCAAUUGAAAUCCCCGCUCCAACACCUACUACUGGGGAGCAACAAAGAAGCCCUCAAGUGAACUGUUCGUGCCCUGCAGGAGAUACGGGAGAGAUCGGUGCACCCGGUGUGGCAGGUCCUAAGGGUGGAAAGGGUGACACUGGCCUUAAGGGCGCCAUCGGAGCUCAAGGAAUCAGAGGAGAAAAAGGAGAAACUGGCAAAAUAAUCUCUGUCAAAGGUGAUAUAGGUGAGAAGGGUGAUACAGGCAGGAUAGGGUUGACAGGUGCUCCUGGACAAAAAGGAGAGAAGGGACUUGGUGGUGUGCCAGGCAUCGAUGGCUUAUCUGGAGACAAAGGAGACAAAGGUGGAGCAGGACUGGCUGGUGGUCCAGGGCUGACAGGUCAAGCUGGACAAAAGGGAAUUCAAGGGGAUGAAGGAAUUUCUGGCACCCCAGGUCCAAAAGGUGUCACUGGUGAAUCAGGUGGAAAAGGAGAAAAAGGAACUUCGGGAGCCCGGGGUGAGGCAGGUCUCGAUGGAUUUCCUGGCAAACCUGGUGUUCCUGGGAAAGAUGGUUUGAGAGGACUGGUUGGUACACCCGGGCCCAGCGGAAAUAAUGGCAUCAAGGGGGAGAGAGGCCUUCGCGGAUUACCUGGGGAUGUGUUUCAAAAAGAAGGUCUACGGGGUGACAAGGGAGAUGGUGGAUCUUCUGGGCCUCCAGGGCCCGAGGGCCCCCAGGGGCCUCAAGGCCCUCCGGGUCUACAGGGACUUCCUGGGGAACCUGGAGAGUUCGGCCAGAGGGGAAAGAAAGGUGAAAGUGGAUUGCCUGGAGUGGAUGGCCUUCCUGGAUCCCCUGGUCCUCAGGGUCUAUCUGGGCCACCAGGAAACCAAGGACACACUGGACCUCCUGGUCUACCUGGUGAAAUUGGAUUUUCAGGCAAACAUGGAGAGUCUGGAAAGCCUGGUCUUCCUGGUAAAGACGGUCUGGACGGUCUUCCUGGAAACGACGGUGCUUUGGGGCCCAGGGGAGAGCGCGGAGCAGAUGGUUUUGCGGGCAAGCCCGGACCUAAGGGGGACGAUGGGCCUCCCGGACCAAGAGGACCUCCAGGGGAUAGAGGAGCAGCUGGUGCCCCUGGUCAAACAGGUGGUGAUGGAGUUAGAGGAGAUAGGGGUGUUCCGGGAGAAAGAGGACAGGAUGGAACACUUGGACCAAAAGGUGACAAGGGAGACAAGGGUGAAGAGGGAGCCAGGGGAAUACCUGGCAUUCCAGGAAAUGUGGCAAAUGUCAUCCCUGAGCCUGGUGAGCCUGGAGAACCUGGAGCGAAGGGAGAGAAGGGGGAUCAAGGGAAACCAGGAGAGAUUGGUCAAAGAGGGUUACCUGGUGAACAAGGCUUUAAGGGACCACCUGGACUAGCGGGUUCAAAAGGUGACAUCGGACUAAUGGGAGAGACGGGACGUGUUGGAGACCAUGGCCCACCUGGCAUUGUUGGUCCUCAAGGUGCUCGUGGACUACCCGGGAGUGUGGGCAUACCAGGGAUCAUUGGGCCUCCCGGGCCAGGCGGACAGAGAGGAGACAAGGGUGAACCAGGUAAACCAGGACAAUCAGGUCCCACAGGCCCACCCGGAGAUGGCGGUUUGACUGGACCCCCCGGACCUCCAGGAAAGGGGAAAGAUGGACAAAAUGGGGAUCUGGGACCACAAGGAAUUCAAGGACCCCUGGGGCUAAAGGGCCAAACCGGGUCGCGAGGAGAACCAGGGUUACCCGGGGACAGGGGUCCUGCAGGAGAAGGCAAAGUGGGACAACCGGGGCCUCCAGGAAAAAAUGGGGACCUUGGAGCUACGGGCAUUAGGGGUCUGCCAGGAGUCACCGGUCCUGAGGGCCCAGCAGGACAUAAUGGUUUACCAGGAAGGCCGGGAGACAAGGGAUCACCAGGAGAUCCUGGAAAGGCAGCAGACCUCUCUGACCUAAAUCUGAAGGAUGUUUGCUCAGACUGCCCUGUAGGUCCACCUGGACUACCUGGUCUCCCAGGAGUCCCAGGGGACAAAGGACACCUUGGACCUCCGGGGAAAAACGGUCAAGAUGGUUACCAAGGCCCCCCGGGAACAGCCGGAGCUCAAGGGCCCUCUGGAGCCGACGGAGGAAAGGGUAUUAAAGGUGAUCGAGGACCCCCAGGAGGCCCUGGAGAGAAAGGAGAAAAGGGUCACCCAGGACCCCCUGGUCAUCCAGGUACCGCUGGCUUGAUGGGCACACCUGGUAACGAUGGACAGCCUGGCCCCGUCGGCCCCCCGGGGUCCCCUGGAGAAAAGGGCAAAGAGGGUCUCAAAGGAAUCCAGGGACCACCGGGUCUUCCCGGCUUGAUCGGUCAGCCUGGGAAAAUGGGAAAAGACGGCAGACCAGGUGAACCAGGAGAGCCUGGCAAGCAAGGUGAGCUUGGACCACAAGGAAACUCGGGGCUCAGGGGACUCCCGGGCUUUAAGGGCCACAGAGGAGAACCUGGAGCUCCAGGACCUACGGGAGAAGAUGGAAAGCCUGGAUCAUCUGGGCGUGAUGGCAAACCUGGGAAAGAGGGCUCUACGGGACCUCCAGGCAGAGAAGGUCUUAGUGGACCAAGAGGAGAGUCGGGCAAGCCAGGUGAACCAGGGCCAUCAGGAAAAGCAGGUCUCCCUGGAACUCCGGGUCUUAGAGGAGACAAGGGAGAGGCCGGCAACCCAGGAUUACCAGGCUUUAGUGGGCCUAAAGGCCCCGCGGGUCCACCUGGUCCAAUCGGUCCAGAAGGUAAACAGGGGAUGCCAGGCAGAGUUGGUGAUCGAGGCCUCAAAGGAGAGAAGGGAGAUUCAGGUGUGAAGGGAGAUAAAGGACAAUCAGCAGAUCCAGGUAUGCCUGGAAACCCUGGACCCCCUGGUAGAAAGGGCCACACAGGGAUGAUGGGCAUGUCUGGACCACCAGGAGAAUUAGGAGCUCCGGGGCCACAAGGAACUUCAGGAAAUCCCGGUAUUCCAGGCCAAAGAGGAGAGUCGGUAUCACUGGAGCAGAUGAGACGACUCAUCCAGGAGGAGCUGGCGAAACAAUUAGAUGCCAAAAUGGCUUACCUCAUGGCUCAGAUCCAGCCAGCCCACGUGAAGAGUACAGCUGGCCGUCCAGGAGCUCCAGGCCCCUCGGGUAAGGACGGCAGUUCUGGACGACCUGGCCCCCCUGGAGAGUCUGGUAUGCCCGGACAAAAUGGCGGAGAAGGGUCCAGGGGACCCAUGGGCCCUAAAGGUGACAAAGGAACAAGAGGAGAAAAGGGAGAACCUGGUAUUGGCGAAAGAGGAGAGCAAGGACCCUCUGGCCCGAUAGGUCCAGCUGGUCUGCCUGGUUAUGGUAAAGACGGAGGCCCAGGGCAAGCUGGAGCCCAGGGAGAGCCAGGAAACCCCGGCCCCCACGGUCAAUCUGGACCUCCAGGUCCUACUGGCCAGUGUGAUCCCAGCCAGUGUGCCUACUAUGCCAGCCUGGCACAUAGACCCCACACCAAAAAUGUCAAGGGGACUUAAUUAAGAGAGAAGGGACACAAAGAGCUUGAAGUCCAGCUGUAUUUAUGAACUUGGUCUGAAUCAAGAACUUUUUUUUUUAAGAUAACCUCAGUAUGGAGGGCUGAAGCAACACGUGCUGCCGG
Molecule: messenger RNA, 5156 nt
Organism: Anarrhichthys ocellatus (wolf-eel)
Lineage: Eukaryota; Metazoa; Chordata; Actinopteri; Perciformes; Anarhichadidae
Gene: col22a1
Product: collagen, type XXII, alpha 1
Exons: 65
Coding region: 166-5034 (1622 amino acids)
Source: RefSeq, a predicted model, not a curated record